GGUGUCCGUGCAAAAACAAACGCAGGAAUGUUCAUUCCUUCAAACACCUCAAACCUUUUCCUCGCUUGCUUCCUCUAACCCUCCCUUUCUCCUCCUCCUCCGUUCGCCGGUCCGGCGAUCGUUGUGCGUUUGGAGUUCUCGCCGAGGUUCUCGCUUGUUCACUAACAGGUUUGUUUGGAAGCAUGGCAUCGGGAGAUUUGGAUGGCCAAUUUUCAGAAAUGAAGGUUUGUGCGGAUCCACUGUGCAGUGGGAGUAGUUUGUCGGCGGGCAAUGGAGUGAUCGAUGUUGAUGAUGAUGGUGUGCAAAUUACAUGCUUUACAGAGAAUGUCCAUGAUGUCGUGCUUCAUUUUCAGAUCAUUAGGCUUGCCAAGCAGAUUUUUGCAUGGAUUGGAUGCAACUCGGCCAAACUUGGACACAUGCAUGCAGCUGCAAGCACUCGGCCGAUGAACACAGUCAGUGUUGCUGCUUUAAUUGGAGGAGGUGCUAACAGUACAGGUUCAAGCGUUGCUCGCCGGUUAGCAUUGAAGACAGGUGUCAAUGUAGUCCUGGCCUGCAAUAUCCCAAAUUCAAAAGAUAGCCAAAUGCUAGAGGCAGCUGCUGAAAGAAAAUUGAUGGAGAAACUCACAACUUUGGGAUACAUCACCAGGCCAGCAUCUCAAAAUACAUCCAAUCAAUCAAGCAACAGCUGAGAAGAAAAUGAAAUGUCCUUGAUUGAUCAGAUGUUUCAUUUUUUUUUUUCUAAAUGUCCUUGAUUGAUCAGCUGAACACGACAUUAGGUUUUGCCUUUUGCUUUAUGUAUUGCCAGAAAUUUCAAACUUUCAUUGGUGGGUUAA
Molecule: messenger RNA, 833 nt
Organism: Dioscorea cayenensis subsp. rotundata (Guinea yam)
Lineage: Eukaryota; Viridiplantae; Streptophyta; Magnoliopsida; Dioscoreales; Dioscoreaceae
Product: proteasome assembly chaperone 4
Exons: 6
Coding region: 183-689 (168 amino acids)
Biological process (GO): proteasome assembly
Source: RefSeq, a predicted model, not a curated record